This is a messenger RNA of Mesorhabditis spiculigera, 1203 nucleotides long. NCBI's taxonomy places the organism in Eukaryota, Metazoa, Nematoda, Chromadorea, Rhabditida, Rhabditidae. The record is from the annotation of a GenBank genome assembly.
AUGACGAUCGAAGGGACCUCGCCGAUGGCGUCGCCGCGUUUUCGGCAGAACUCGCUGGCCGCGUCGCCGACGCCGACGGUGACCAGGGCACCCGACCCGCCGAAAUGCACGUGCUGCAAGACGGUGGCCAAGGACUCGGGCAGGGUGGCCUUUAUGUGCAAAACCUGCUGCAUGCAGUCGUUGCGUUUUAUGGCCCGAAAGGAGCAGAUCCUCACCAAAAGCUACAAAAACCAAGAGUUGGAGAGGGAGGCUGAAGGGCUUUUUAUGAAUGUGCACAAAGACCAGAUGGAAAUCGAGGACCUCGAGGCGCGAGUUUCAGCUUUGCGGGAAAAGCGCGACAGGCUGAAGAAGAAGAUCUCGGAGGAGCGGAAGGAGAAGGAGCGCAUCCAGAAGCACUACACGGAGCGCGUGAUCAAUUUGUGCACCAAGAUCCAGGCAAAAGAGCCGGUGCUGGCGAAAAGCGCGGACGAUAAAGCGGCGAGGCAGGCGAAACGCGAGGAAACUCUUGACGGGCUGAAGCAUGAUAUGGCCCUGCGGAGACAGGAGCAUUGUCUUCGGCUAUUCGAAAUGUUCCCAAUUUGCGAGGUUCGCCCGGAUAUGGAGGCAUCUACAGUACCCUCGACAAACAGGGACGCUUGGGCUGUUCUACAGGGAGUUCUACCCCCAUCCGGUCCAGAAGAGCGCAACCCCGCCAGAAUUUAUCAGGUUCGCGACAUAAUCUGCGGACUGGAGUGGGAAAAGGCGCGCGACGACCUCGCAGAAAAGCUCAAGGAGGGAGCGUUGUCCCUUCCCAAACAACUGCAUCAACAAUUGGGUUCCCUCGUGCUGACCGUGGAGCUCGUCUCCAACCUUCUCCAGGUCAACGAUGUCGUCAUCGCCCACGGGAUUUCGUUACGGGACACCUGGGUCGACCCAAAGUCCGCAUCGUGGACGUCCGAAAUUCUGGACAACAUUUGGUUCAAGCUGUGCUACUCGGUGUACGCCCUCUGCGUCGCGUACAACCUCAGCCAAACGGAAAUCUCCUUCGGCGCCCCCCACCACAAUCUGAUCCAGCUGGCCAAUUAUAUGGCGAGCGGCCCCGUGCCGCCGCUCGUGCCGAAUCUGAUCGACGUCGACAACGAGUUGGCGAUUCGCGAACGGGACCAUAUGGCCGAAUGGGACACGUGUGACGACUUGGACAGUCUGGCUGAGAUGAAGAUUACG